Molecule: messenger RNA, 1293 nt
Organism: Exophiala viscosa
Lineage: Eukaryota; Fungi; Ascomycota; Eurotiomycetes; Chaetothyriales; Herpotrichiellaceae
Exons: 2
Coding region: 354-1076 (240 amino acids)
Biological process (GO): protein polyubiquitination; ubiquitin-dependent protein catabolic process; positive regulation of proteasomal ubiquitin-dependent protein catabolic process
Cellular component (GO): cytoplasm; ubiquitin ligase complex
Molecular function (GO): ubiquitin conjugating enzyme binding; ubiquitin protein ligase activity; zinc ion binding
Source: RefSeq, a predicted model, not a curated record
ACCUUGUUGUUCGUAAUCCCUCCCUGGCAGAGGAAAUCUACGUUCUCAACGCGAUUUAUGGGGACCGCACCAUCACCGUCACCUUCGCUGAUGGCCAUCAUACCACAAUCGCAGUCAAGAUGCCACAUGUGAGCUACUCGUUCUUUCUGCAAGUCCCGCAGACUUAUCCUCGCUCCGUCCCAAGGGUCGUUGGGAUUGACAACCUCAUCGAAUUCUCGAGCCCACUCGUACGAAACAACAUUUUCUAACUCAAAGCCUGUGUCUUCUCUGUCUAUCAACCCGACACUGUGUACUUAUUCGAUGCCUUGGAAGAGUUCACACCGUUUCUGAAGACGCAAGCUCAGCGCCAGAAAAUGUCUGACGAAAAUCACCAAUCAACAUAUUCACCAGUCCAGACUGAACAGACACUGCAGCGCCUUGCAGCCCGAGCUCGUUCGAUGCGGCCUCUGAUGGCGGAUGGGUACAACGCCAAAAUCUCUGAUGUGGUGGAUAGCUCGAUCCCUCAUGUGGUGGACUGUGCGGUGUGUAUGGAGGCGUUUUUCGAGGUCCAGACCGCGAACUUGGAUUGCGGACAUUCAUACUGUCGAGAAUGUCUUCACGAGGGUGUCAAGAUCACGUUCCGGAGCAAGUCCGAAUUUCGAUGCUGCGGUAAAGGUCUUCCCAUGACGCUCAUUGGUGAGUAUGGCGACCUUGAGGAAAGUCUGCUCAGACACUUUUCUUCCUGGUUGCGCGAAAUUCAUUGUCCCAAUCCCCUGUAUUGUCCCUGGGAACACUGCUAUGAGUUCAUCGUGCGGUCUUCUCUGGGAAUCGACACCAAGUGUCCCCGAUGUAAGCAGGGUCUGUGCUUGGCGUGCGGCGGCAAAGAACACCAAGGUGUGUGCAAGACGAACAAGAAACUCACAGCUAUGAUCGAAGAGAAAGGGUGGAUGUUCUGCCCACGCUGCCCGCAAGUCAUCGAGCGUAGCGCGGGCUGUAACCACAUGACGUGCCGUUGUGGUGCCAGAUUUUGCUACCGCUGUGGGUCUGCAUCCCGGUCGGAAGGCUGGAAUGGGUGUCGAUGCAAGGUCUUCGGUUGACUGGGCGACUGUGACGAAGAGAAUGGUAUUUUGGACGAGCCAGCAGACUUGGGUGGCUGACUGAAUCGUCAAGAGGGAUUGUGGCAAGGAGCUGUAUUCUCAAUCAAGGAACAAAGCACACUCGAGCAUGCAUCACAUAAGAUAGACAAAAAGCCCAAAGCUGAUUCAAUAAGAAAGCCCCGAGCCUGUCUCUAGAAAAGGUGAUGCUGUUUGCCCA